AUGAUCGGUUUAAUUCUUGUCUUUGCUAUGGUUUCAUUUGUCGAACCAAUGGCUUUAAAUAUUACAGGAAAAAAUCAACGACAAUGCUGUGGAACAUGCUUUAUAUUUGGAUGCCCAGUUGGUCAAUGUUGUUCACAAUAUGGAUAUUGUGGUGCAACACGCGAACAUUGUCAAGAAGCAAUAACACAAGGUGAUUGUCAAAGAAGAGGAUGCCCUGAUGGAUUAUGUUGUUCGAAAUUUGGUUUUUGUGGAAAUACACCUGAGCAUUGUGAUGGUACACCAUUAAGUAAUGGAAACUGUAAGACUCAACGUUGCCCACCGGGACAAUGCUGUAGUGCUCAUGGAUUUUGUGGUACAACACCUGAACAUUGUGGUAAUAUUGAUCCAACAAUUGGUCAAGGAAAUUGUCAACAAACAGGAUGUCCACCUGGUCUUUGUUGUUCAAGAUUUGGAUUUUGCGGUCGUACACCAGAACAUUGUUUCGGAGCACCAUUAACACUUGUACCAGGAUGUCCAAGUUGUAUUAAUGGUGGUACUAAUCCUGGUGGUUCCGUAGGAUGUCCAAGUUGUAUUAAUGGUGGUACUAAUCCUGGUGGUUCCGUAGGAUGUCCAAGUUGUAUUAAUGGUGGAAGUACUAGUGGUGGAAGUACUGACGAUGGAAAUACUAACGGUGGAAAUACUAAUGGUGGUUCGGUAGGAUGUCCAAGUUGUACUAAUAGUGGAACUACUAAUUGUGGUAAUGGUGGAUGUGCUGGCAAAAAAUAA
Messenger RNA from Rotaria sp. Silwood2, 765 nucleotides. Lineage: Eukaryota; Metazoa; Rotifera; Eurotatoria; Philodinida; Philodinidae. The record is from the annotation of a GenBank genome assembly.